Molecule: messenger RNA, 3028 nt
Organism: Sceloporus undulatus (fence lizard)
Lineage: Eukaryota; Metazoa; Chordata; Lepidosauria; Squamata; Phrynosomatidae
Gene: SH2B1
Product: SH2B adaptor protein 1
Exons: 9
Coding region: 198-2174 (658 amino acids)
Biological process (GO): intracellular signal transduction
Cellular component (GO): plasma membrane
Molecular function (GO): transmembrane receptor protein tyrosine kinase adaptor activity
Source: RefSeq, a predicted model, not a curated record
GAAGUGGCGCGAGAGUGCGACAGGAGGAGGAGCAGCAGCAGCAGCAGCAGAGAGAGCGAGAGACGGAGAGGCAGAGGAGAGACGAACCCUUCCUCCUGGAAGGGACCCAAGGCCGGGAUGGUCACAAGACCAUUGGUACCAGUAGGAGCCCAGUCCUGGCGCUGGAUGUGUUGGCACUUGGCCCCACCUGGGCAGUCAUGAACGGGAGUGCAGUGCCCCUGUCGCCAGUAGGGGGAGGGAUGGUGGGUGAGCCUGCCUCUCUCCCCUCACCAGGUUGGCGGGAAUUCUGUGAGGCGCAUGCCCGUGCUGCCGCUGUGGACUUUGCCCGGCGAUUCCGGGCCUUCUUGGGUGAGAACCCUCAGUUUGCAACACCAGGAGCCGAAGCCGCCUUCUCACGCCGCUUUGCUGAGCACUUCCUGGAACAUUUUGAGGCAGAAGUGAGCCGGGCUUAUGCCAGCGACUCACCGCCUCGUUGUGACAUUGCCCCCUUCACUGGUUGUUCCUCAGCCCGCGACCUUUCUGAGACCUGCAGCGACUCAUCAGUGGCCUCUCCUGUGGAGCCUCCCCUGGGACCGCCUUCUGGCCUAUCCAGCAGCCAGUCCCGCAGCUCUGAGGAUGUUUCUACAGUGGCAGCAGUGACUGCCACCAAACCAAAGCUGAAGAAGCGUUUCUCUUUGCGCAAUGUGAGCCGCAGUGUCCGAGGGAGCGUCCGCGGAAUCCUGCAGUGGAAGACAUCAGCCGACUCAUCUCCCGGCGGUGGAGAUGGAGCAGUCACAGGAGCCAACAGUAAUUCCAACUCUUCAGGGGGUGGUGACUCUGAGCGCUGGACUCACCGUUUUGAGCGGCUGCGGCUCAAUAAAGCCUCCCCGGCUACGCUCCGAGUGGAACUGGCCAGUGUGCGGCGUGAGGGCUUACUGAACUACAUUGUGGCUGACGAUGGGUCAGGCGGGGGUAGUCGGACACGCUGGCAGAAAUGCCGUCUUCUCCUGCGUAAAGCAGGGAAAGGGGAGGGAGAGGGGUACCUGUUGGAGUUCUACAUCCCACCAAAGGCAUCAAAGCCGCGGGUCAGCAUUGCCUGCUCCUGUGUAGUGGAUGUGAGGACAACAACCCCCCUGGAAAUGCCAGACAAGGAGAACACAUUUGUGCUCAAGCUGUCAAGCUCCUUGGAGUACAUCCUUGAGACGGUUGACUCGCUACAGAUGCGCUCCUGGCUGGCAGACAUUCAGGAAUGCAUGGGCCUAGGAGAGAGCACCGAUAGUCUGGAGCAGCCAUGCAUGAAUCAUUCGGAGAGUAUGCCCAGCCGGGAGCUUCCCAUGGUGCCGAGUGAAAGCAAUGAACAGCUCAGCCAAGGUGCCUACGGUGGACUGAUGGAUCGUCCUUCAGCGUCCAUGUCCCCCAGUUCAGUCUCCAUUGCUGCCUCGCACUUUGACUCCAUGGAGUUGCUGCCUCCAGAGCUGCCGCCUCGGGUACCAAUUGAUGAAGGGCCAUUUUCCACUGGCCUCCUCCAUACAACUUUCCCCGAAACCCCAGAUACCACAGGUUCCUUCCUUUUCCAAGGGGAGCCUGACCCAGGCGGGGGAAGCCUUGGUGACACAGAGCAUCCCCUCUCUGAUUAUCCUUGGUUCCAUGGCACCUUGUCUCGUCUGAAAGCAGCCCAGCUAGUGUUAGCAGGAGGAGCCAGUAGUCACGGUGUUUUCCUAGUCCGUCAAAGUGAGACACGGCGUGGAGAAUACGUCCUGACCUUCAACUUCCAGGGGAAAGCCAAGCACCUGCGCCUCUCCCUUAAUGAGGAUGGGCAAUGCCGGGUUCAGCAUCUCUGGUUCCAGACCAUCUUCGACAUGCUGGAGCAUUUCCGGGUCCAUCCCAUCCCCCUUGAGUCAGGUGGUUCCAGCGACGUGACGCUCGUCAGCUAUGUGGUGGCUUCACAACGGCUGCACGAACCGAACACCUCUCGUAACCUGCCGCCGCCCCCACCUCCGCUUCCCCCUGCCCGGCCACCUCAUGCGUCCCCUGACCAUGGAAUGCCAGAGGCUGAUGGGCAAGUUGACGAAGAGGGCCGAACAGUGCCAGAGGCGGACGAGGGAGCAGCUGUAAGAGGAGGGGGGGCCCUUCCCCUGCCGGAGGAGCCAGAAGGACGAGCCAGGGCUGUGAACAACCAGUACUCAUUUGUCUGAGCCCCAUGGAUAUGAGAAAGAGAGGGGGACAAGAGACUUUGCCCAUCACCAGACAGUGUUCCUACCCUGGCUGUGGGUGCAAGAUGGGAUUGAAUGCCCAGUAGAUUUCUAGACUUUCCUCCAGUAACCUUUGAGGUUGGGACUGGCCUUACCCCUUCCCGUCUCGCCCUGCCUCCUCCCCUUGGGUACAGAGCAAACAUCACUUUUGCGUGCCCCCAAAAUAUAGGUGCAAGCCCCCACCCCUUUCCUGAUCCCAACUUGCAAUAGCUCGGUACGCAGUACUUUUGCCCUGUUUUGGUUGGUAAGGUACAGGCCUGCUUUUCCUUCUCUUUCAUCCCUUCUCCUGGCCCAAACCUCUGCAACUGGGCAGGAGUAAUAGCUCACUGUAAACACUACAGGAAGAGGUGAAAGUGGGUGGGUCAUUUCCCCCCCCCCCCCCAAAUAAACUUUGACUCUAGACACAGUCUUUUAUAACCCCACCCUUUUUGCUGAAUGUAUGGAGUUUCUGAAUGUAACACCCUCUCCCCUACCUUUCUCCUCUCUUGGGGUAAUGGGGGCAGGGAAGGUUAGCUUUCUCUUCCCAACCCAGAAAUGUAUUUAUAUUCUUUCAUCACUCCCCUCUCCAUCCCUACAGUUUGGGACUGGGCACACAUUAUAAAGUCUACACCCACCCAGUUAUUAUUAUUCUUAAAUGAAUAUACACUUUCACAGAUCCUGUUCCCCUUGCUCUUGCUCCUGCUAUACCCCUCUUCACCUCCUUAAGAUUUAUUUUUCUACUGUGGACUAGUUGGACUGCUCAGGCCCUCUCUUAUCUCUUCAAAUUCUCUCUUUUUUUAAAAAAAAAAUUACUCCGA